AUGGCGUUUGUCAUAAGCACAGUCGUAGCUCUCUGCCUACUUCUUUGGUUUUCAGCUCGGCUGAAUGAACUUUUAGCUAAAGUCGCUAGCUUUGCGGCUGCAGUGCAGAGCAAGUCGCAGGAACUGACGGCUGAAAAACGGCGAGCAAAUGCUUUGCUAUAUCAGAUGUUACCAGCUGAGGUAGUCAAACAGUUAAUGUCAAGCCAGGGAGUUGAGGCCAAGCACUACGAUUCAGUGACAAUAUAUUUUAGCGACAUCGUCAAAUUUACCGAAAUUUCAUCUCGCAGUACGCCCAUGCAGAUCGUCAGCAUGUUGAAUGAGCUGUACAGCGGUUUUGACGAGCGCAUAGAAUGCUAUGAAGUUUACAAAGUUGAGACGAUUGGCGACGCAUACAUGGUGGCCUCAGGGGUGCCAAAGAUAAUAAAAGACCACGCCAGGCAGAUGGCUGAGUUGUCGUUAUGUCUUUUGAGAUUUUCUGAUUUAUUCAAAAUCAGUCAUCUGCCUGGUGAGGAGUUACUGUUGAGAAUCGGACUGCAUAGUGGAUCGGCCGUGGCCGGUGUAGUUGGCCUGAAAAUGCCAAGGUACUGUUUGUUCGGCGAUACCGUUAAUACAGCAAGUAGGAUGGAAUCCCAUGGCGAAGCUAAAAAGAUUCAUAUAAGCCCGACGACCAGAGAAUUAUUAAGGAGACAUCCACAGUUUUCAAUCGUCCCCAGAGAGAAAAUGUUCAUCAAGGUGACGUAA
Helobdella robusta is the source of this 741-nucleotide messenger RNA. RefSeq lists its product as hypothetical. Gene Ontology annotation, molecular function: peptide receptor activity; guanylate cyclase activity. The transcript is spliced from 6 exons. Gene Ontology annotation, biological process: intracellular signal transduction; cGMP biosynthetic process; receptor guanylyl cyclase signaling pathway. The coding region runs from base 1 to 741 and encodes 246 amino acids. NCBI's taxonomy places the organism in Eukaryota, Metazoa, Annelida, Clitellata, Rhynchobdellida, Glossiphoniidae. The record is from RefSeq and is a predicted model, not a curated record.